AUGGAAGAUUUUCAGAAAAUAACAGAAAGUGAAAAUCAGUUGAAGAAAACAAGUAAGGAAAAUGAUGAUGCAGCACAUGAUGAUUUAGAAUUGGAUUUAGAUGAUGACAAUUUGGAUUUGGAUGAUCACGAUCACAAAAGUGAUGCUGAUACCAAUCAUGGACCUCAUGACAAUGAUGUUGAUGAAGAUGGUGAUGACGCAGACGAUGACAUGGAUCAAGAUCAUGAUAUUGAUGAUGACGACGAUCAUAACGCUAAUGGUGCUGCUGAUGAUGAUGAUGGCACUCCUGAAGCUAAUGAAGAUGGUGAUAAUGAUGUGCAGAAUACUGAAGAAACUGUGAAAAAUAAACUGAAUCAAUUUGAACAAGCAUGUGCUGAUCAAGCAAACGAGAAAACACCUGCUAAAAGUGCAGAAACUCCCAAAGAACAGAAAAAUAAUCCAAGGACACUACUUGUCUCUGGCAUUUCAGUUGAAAUUUUUGAGGCAAUAAAGAAUGCUGAACUACAGCAGCGAGAUACUUCUUCAAUAACAGAAAGUGAAAAUCAGUUGAAGAAAACAAGUAAGGAAAAUGAUGAUGCAGCACAUGAUGAUUUAGAAUUGGAUUUAGAUGAUGACAAUUUGGAUUUGGAUGAUCACGAUCACAAAAGUGAUGCUGAUACCAAUCAUGGACCUCAUGACAAUGAUGUUGAUGAAGAUGGUGAUGACGCAGACGAUGACAUGGAUCAAGAUCAUGAUAUUGAUGAUGACGACGAUCAUAACGCUAAUGGUGCUGCUGAUGAUGAUGAUGGCACUCCUGAAGCUAAUGAAGAUGGUGAUAAUGAUGUUGAUUAA
Messenger RNA from Stegodyphus dumicola, 831 nucleotides. RefSeq names its product clumping factor A-like. The record is from RefSeq and is a predicted model, not a curated record. Lineage: Eukaryota; Metazoa; Arthropoda; Arachnida; Araneae; Eresidae.